GUUGUCAUGUUUGACAGUCUCCGGGAGGGGAAGGAGUCUCUCCAAGAAAUGGCCAUAUCACAGUCUGCCGAUAUGGGCAGCCCCAUCAAGAGGAUCCUCCUGGAUUAUGUAUUUUGGGAAAGAGUGGUAAGCAGCCUGAAACUUCUGAAAUCUAUAACAGUAGCCAUUGCACGGAUUGAGGGAGACAAUGCCAUCCUGUCUGAUGUUCAGACUCUGUUUGCAGAUGUAAGAGGAGAAAUCUGUACUGCCCUGUCCACUUCACUGUUGUUCCAAGCAGAGGAAACUGCAGUUCUGAAAUACAUACUAAAGCAUGAAGACUUCUGCCUGAAGCCCAUACAAGCCGCAGCGUACAUGUUGGACCCAAAGUAUGCUGGCAAGAGCAUUCUGUCUGGUGCAGAGAUCAACAAGGCCUAUGGUGUCAUCACUUCCAUGUCUCGCCAUCUUGGCCUGGAUGAGGACAAGGUUCUUGGCAGUCUGGCGAAGUACACGUCCAAGCAAGGGCUUUGGGAUGGAAAUGCAGUAUGGCAGUCGUGCCAACAUAUCUCAUCAGCCACCUGGUGGAAGGGAGGCUCUUUCCCCUGUUGACCAAUACAAGGGUUGAAAAAUAGGUGGCCAUCCGGGCAAAUUUGAGGCUUUGAGCCUGACAACAAGCCAUCCUCAACAAGGUUGGAAAGUGAGUGAAGAUGAGGCCCCAGUCUGAUGAUCAAGAGGUGGACAUUGAGGAGGUCCAGGGAGAAGACAUGGAAGCCUGAGAGGAAGACAACCAAAGCUUUAGUUCUAGACUAUCAUUUUACAGAUGUAUGUUGUAAACGUUUUUGGGAGAUGCAAUGGAUCACUCAAUAUUCCCUUUGUUGUUUAGUGAAAUUAUCCCAUGUAAAGAGCCAACUCAUUCAAUUAAAGUUACAUUUGUAACUAAAUAGUUUUUUUUAUUUCUAUUGGAAGGAUUUAAUAAUUUGCAAUUAUGUCUACUUAUAAGGUAAAAGGUUUAUGUUUCUGUCUCCAUAUGAUAUGUUAAAUAUAUCCAAUGCAAAAAAAAACAUCCACAUUUUAAAUGGUAUUAAUAUUCAUUUGCAUAUAUUCCCACGGGAAGUUUCCACCUCUGAAUAUUCCCCAAAAUGUCCAACCCCAAUGAUGAGUGAGAAAAAUGGCUGUACACAUAUAAUACCCCCAAGACAUGCUAACCUCCCAUCUUAUUGUAGUGGUGAGAGGUUAGCAUGUCUUGUGGGUAUGAUAUUUGUGCGUGUACAUUUUUCACUCAUCAUUAUUCAUGAUUCAUUCAGGACUAUCCAUAAUCAUGGUAGCAUCCACAUUCAUGUAGAAGUGUAUAGAAACAUCAUCUUUUUUAAUUCCAAUAAAAGUGACUCCACAAUGACACAAUACAUUAUUUACCAUUCAUUUCUAUUGAGCAGAAAAUAAUCUGAAACUCGACCAGAACAAACAGCAAAUGCAUCCAACAAGUUUGUAAAGUCAGAAGCUUGAUGUAAUCUAUUGCGUUCUAGGAAUAUGGGACCAAAUACUAAACUAUAAUACACAUAAGUGAAUUUGUCCCAAUACAUUUGGUCCCCUAAAAUUGUUGGACUAUGUACAAAAAGUGCUGUCAUUUCUAAACGGUUUACCCGAUAUGGAUGAAAGUACCCUCAAAUUAAAGCUUACAGUCUGCACUUUAAUCUCAGCCAGUGUACCGUUUCAAAGUCCACUGUAUAUUAGAAUGAUAGUUUAAUUACUUUUUUUGCUGUACAUCUGUACUUUAUCAAAUAACUUAUUCAUACUUGCUUUUUAGCCAAGAUCUCAAACCAGUUGGGAGAAUUGCAUCUGAGUUAGCAGUGGUUAGCUGCUAUGCAAGCAGGCCACAACAUUCCUGUCAUGUCAGUCAUUAAAUGGUCUUUAACUAAGGUUACACUGAGAGCAAACAAGUUGGUGUUCCCAAGCUGUUCACAUGAUUUACUAGUACCACCUCACUCCUCAAAUAUCAUCGGCAACCUAAUAAUUGUCAUCACUGUCCAUACCUAGAUCUACAGCGUGAUUAGGCCUGAGUCAGAGUUCUUGUCUCACUAUGAAAGGUCUUGCGUUGGAAUUAUAAGAAAGUGACUUACAGUUGUGUUCUAAUAUAUUGGCACCCUUGCGCUUUACAAUGGAGUAAAAUGUUCUGUUUUCUCUUUUCAAAACUGGUUCAAUGGAUAUUUUUACCCUGUAAGCACCUGCAACUUAAGGUGAGAGAAAUUACACAAUAAACGAGAAUCACCUGCCUCCAACCAACCAAAUGAAUUUGAAUUCUUCUGAAUUAUUUAGUCCAGAACAUUUAUUUGUAUUUAUUUGAGGUGAAUUUCAGUUUUGAUUUCUGUGCUGUUGGAAAUCAAUCAAAUGGAUGUGUGAACACCAAACAAGUUUUCAAUUUCAAAUUAUUUUCAAAGGAAGUAGUGAAUCAUGUUAAAAACGUUGAAGGGUGCCAAUAUAUUAGAGCGCAACUGUAUAUUAAAAAUAGCAUUGUUCUAAAACUUGAUAGGCAAUAGUAUUAGGCAAUGUACUGUAACUAAGCUACAAAGGCAGCAGGUGAAGUGCCAAUCAGUGAAAGUCAUUGUGAUUACAGAUUAAACACAGCAGGCUUAGUUAGAUCCACACACACACACACACACACACACACACACACACACACACACACACACACACACACACACACACACACACACACACACACACACACACACAGCCUUGUCUCCUGCUGAUUGCUUAAAUGUCACCUCUCUCACUAAUUACAUUGAGCUCAGAACUCCAGAGAGAGCGGCAUACUGUGAACUGUACUUCAUAAGAGAUGGAGGGAAGUGAAAGUAUACCGCUGUAGACAAAUUCCAGGCUGAUCAAACUUCUGGUCACCUCCCUCAUCCCAUAUUUCUAUAUUGCAGGCUUCAAAAUUAAAACAUAACAUGGAUAGAAUCUAGCCAACUACAUUCUUGGAAAUGAAUAACCUUCCAGACUUUGAGGAAUGAAUGCAACUACUAUGAAAUGUUAUCUUGGAGUACAAAUCACAUUUCUUAAGUACUUGCUUUUGCGUGACUCGCGCCUUUUAAAGUCUCCUGGUCAUUUGCAUGUAAAAGGAUCCAUGAGCACCAACAUGAAGUUCAUAGGAGUAUGUCGGGUGUCAAAUGAAAAGCUGUAUAUGUUCUUGAGAAAUUGAGGCAUAAAUACAUUUUUCAACCAUUUUCCAUUCUAAAAAUUAGGAAUAUGCAAUGGCUUUGAUUUCUGGUAAAAAAUAUAGAAAAUUGGGCUUAAAAAAACAUCUACUAGAAAGUCUUAAGGUAUUAGAAAUGCAUCAAAUGAAAAUGUUGACGUUAAGACCCCUUCCAACUAAUAUCAACACUUUUAUAUUUAGUUCUGUAGACAUUUUUCUGACCUCUAAGUUGAAGAAAUAUUGCCUUGUGCCUUGAAAUUCCUUUACCAAAAACCUUUAAAUCUUUAAGAUUCUUUUGUAUGUAUGUGUGGACACCCCUUCAAAGUAGUGAUUCAGCUAUUUCAGCCACACCUGUUGCUGACAGGUGUAUAAAAUUGAGCACACAGCCAUGCAAUCUUCAUAGACAAACAUUGGCAGCAGAAUGGCCUUACUAAAGAGCUCAGUGACUUUCAACGUGGCAUUGUCAUAGGAUGCUACCUUUCCAAUAAGUCAGUUUGUCAAAUUGCUGGCCUGCUGGAGCUGCCCCAGUCAAUUGUAAGUGCUGUUAUUGUGAAGUAGAAACAUCUAGGAACAACAACGCCUGAUCCGCGAAGUGGUAGGUCACACAAGCUCACAGAACGGGACCGCCGAGUGCUGAAGCGCAAAGCGCUUAAAAAUCGUCUGUCCUCGGAUGCAGCAAUCACUACAGAGAUGCUUCCAGAGGCAGUUUGGAACGUCAGCCCAAUAACUGUCCCCGCUAUUGCACUCUGGAGUGUGUAGUGAAUCAAUGUACUUACUAUCCCUGUGAUUUGGUUUUCCCAACUAGCUAUCUUAAGAUGAAUGCACUAACUGUAAUUCGCUUUGGAUAGGAGACAAAUGUCUGCUAAAUGCAUAAAAUGUAAUCACUUAAUAAUUCAUAAACAAAAGCUUUCAUUGUUACUUCUGUGACUUUCAUUAUCCUCUGUCGUGAGGGGCAGGAAUUAGAAAAUACACUAUACUAAAAGAUAAAAAAUGUGCAUUCACUGGAACUAAGGGCCCAAACCAUUAUUCCUCCUCCACCAAACUUUACAGUUGACACUAUGCAUUGGGGCAGGUAGCGUUCUCCUGGCGUCCGCCAAACCCAGAUUCGUCCGUUGGACUGCCAGAUGGUGAAGCAUGAUUCAUCACUCCAGAGAAUGUGUUUCCACUGCUCCAGAGUCCAAUGGUGGCAAGCUUUACACCACUACUAGCCUCAGAAAUUACAGCCCAAAUAAAUUCUUCAGAGUUCAAGUAACAGACACAUCUCAACAUCAACUGUUCAGAGGAGACUGUGUGAAUCAGGCCUUCAUGGUCAAAUUGCUGAAAAGAAACCACUACUAAAGGACACCAAUAAUAAGAAGAAACUUGCUUGGGCCAAGAAACACGAGCAAUGGACAUUAGACCGGUGGACAUCUGUCCUUUGGUCUGAGUCCAAUUUUGAGAUUUGUGGUUCCAACCUCUGUGUCUUUGUGAGACUCUCUCUUCCAGGACCCACAGUCCACUGAUGAGUUUCGGAGCCAGUUUUGUCAGCUUCCUGAAUGCCAUGAUGACGUUUGAGGAGGAGAAGAUGCAGAUGGCCUUUGAUGACCUCCGAGCUACUGAGAGACUGUGACUCCCAGAGGUCAGGGGUGGCAAUAGUAGACCGUCUCCAGAGACAGAUCAUUGUGGCAGACUGCCAGGUGUACCUCGCUGUCCUCUCUUUCAUCAAACAGGAACUUUCAUCAUACAUCAGAGGAGGCUGGAUUCUCCGCAAAGCCUGGAAGAUGUACAACAAGUGUUACAGCGACAUCAGCCAGCUGCAGGAUUGCAGCAAGAGGUCCUCCGACCAGCAAGGGUCUCCCUCUCCAUCCACUGACCAGGCCAACCGUAACCACGCCACGCCCCCAACCCAGAGGACCAAUGGGGUGAGCCCGGAGGCACUGGAGAGGCUCAAGGGCUCGGUUAGUUUUGGCUACGGCCUGUUCCACCUGUGCAUCUCCAUGGUACCGCCACACCUGCUGAAGAUUGUCAACCUUCUGGGUUUCCCUGGCGACCGUCACCAGGGGCUGUCCGCCCUUACGUAUGCCAGUGAAAGUAAGGACAUGAAGGCCCCCCUAGCUACGUUGGCCCUCUUGUGGUACUAUACGGUAGUGCAACCCUUUUUUGCCCUGGACGGCUCAGACACACAGGCCGGCCUGAUGGAGGCUAAGGCUAUCCUCCAGAGGAAGGACCCUGUAUACCCUAACUCCUCCCUCUUCUUGUUCUUCAAGGGCAGGGUGCAGCGCCUGGAGUGCCAGAUCAACAGUGCCUUGACGUCCUUCCAAAAUGCCUUGGAGCUGGCUACAGACCAGAGGGAGAUCCAGCAUGUGUGUUUGUAUGAAAUAGGGUGGUGCAGUAUGAUCGAGCUGAGGUACAGUGACGCCUACAGGGCCUUUCAGCGUCUGGCAACUGAGUCACACUGGUCCCAGUGCUACUACGCCUACCUAACUGGAGUGUCCCAGGGAGCAUCAGGAGAUCUGGAAGGGGCUGCCGCUGUCUUCAAGGAUGUUCAUACGCUGCUGAAACGGAAGAACAAUAAAAUAGAACAGUUCUCUAUGAAGAGGGCGGAGAGGCUAAGGAAACACACCCCAUCCAGAGAGCUGUGUGUCCUGGCUGUGAUCGAGGUACUUUACCUGUGGAAGGCUCUGCCGAACUGCUGCACCUCUAAGCUACAGAUCAUGAGCCAAGUUCUGCAGGAACUAGAUGACGUCUCAAUUGCUGGCCUGAAAAACCUGCUUCUUGGUGACAUACACAGAUGUCUCGGCAACAUAAAAGACGCCAUUGAGUGCUUCCAUCUGGCUGCCGGAGAUGAGGUGGGUCGUCAGAACAACUCCUAUGUGCAGCCCUACUCCUGCUACGAGUUGGGCUGUGUUUUCCUGGACAGCCCUGAGUCUGAAGCGAAGGGCAGAGCUCUGAUGCUUCAGGCCAAGGAUGACUUUGCUGGCUAUGACUUUGAGAACAGGCUCCAUGUACGCAUCCACUCAGCCCUGGUUUCCAUGAGGAAGGAGGUGGCCCCACCCUGACUACUGCCCCAUUCCUCCACCAUACAUCCACUCAGCUCUGGUUUCCAUGAGGAAGGAGGUGGCCCCACCCUGACUACUGCCCCAUUCCUCCACCAUACAUCCACUCAGCUCUGGUUUCCAUGAGGAAGGAGGUGGCCCCACCCUGACUACUGCCCCAUUCCUCCACCAUACAUCCACUCAGCUCUGGUUUCCAUGAGGAAGGAGGUGGCCCCACCCUGACUACUGCCCCAUUCCUCCACCAUACAUCCACUCAGCCCUGGUUUCCAUGAGGAAGGAGGUGGCCCCACCCUGACUACUGCCCCAUUCCUCCACCAUACAUCCACUCAGCUCUGGUUUCCAUGAGGAAGGAGGUGGCCCCACCCUGACUACUGCCCCAUUCCUCCACCAUACAUCCACCCUAGCUUUGCGUUGAGGGUAGAAGGAUCUGGAAACGACUCCAGAAGCCAUCUUGAUCUUCACAGCACUGUGAUGGUUCACUGCAAUGUGUUUGUUUUAGUUGACUUAUGUUUGUAUAAUGAAUGUGCCAUCAAGUUUGUAAUGCGUAGUUUAGAGUAAAUCUCCUGGAGGGAUAGUGCAGACUACUGGAGUGUAAUCGUGUGUUUCAACCAGAUCAAAUAUCUACAGUAGUUGCUGCUGGGAGGCAAACGUAACUCUUUUUACCAAGGAAAAAUAUAUUGGGUGAAAAUCUGUCAGUGAGGCAGCAGGUAGUCUAAUGGUUAAGAGCGUUGGGCCAGUAACUGAAAGGUUGCUGGUUCAAAUCCCUGAGCCGACUAGGUGAAACAUCUGUCAACAUGCCCUUGAGCAAGGCACUUAACCCAAUUGCUCCUGUAAGUCGAUUUGGAUGCGAGCGUCUGCUAAAUGGCUAAAAUGUGAAUAGUACAAUAAUAUCUUUCUCUCCCAUAAGAUAUGAAAGGGUUCAGAUUGAAAACUGUAUGCCAUUGUGUAUGACACUUCACUAUAAAGCAGUGAACUUGUGCCAUAGCAACCCAACUGACAUCUGGUUUCUGCCAGAUGACCUCAAUGUCCUGUUGCUCUUACAGUAGUAAACAAUCUGAAUGCACAAUCCCUAUGCUACUACUCAUCACCUGGACUUUAUUACUGUAAAUUGAUGCCAACCCUUUAAUCACCUUAGGUUAUAGGCAUUGUGAAUCCAUUAUAGAUGGUAAUAUAAGCAGAUUUCCUCAAACAUGUUACAACAUUGUUACUUAAAAUGUUUUAAAUAAAAUAAAAAUCUGGUUUUAAUAACAAGUGUAUUGAUAUUUUAAAGGGAAACCACCUUUUCAUAUCAGUGUAAAUAUGUAACUGUACUUUAAUACUAUAGAUAUGUUACUAGCUAAAUUACAUUGUCCUUUUGGCACUCACUUAUGGGUAUAACAUCUACACUCUGCUGUACUUGUAUUUGCUGGAAACUGGUUUUCCUUUGUUGCUUUGUUUUUUAGUUUUGUAUGUAUAAAAUCAUGUGUUAAAACAAUA
Molecule: messenger RNA, 7677 nt
Organism: Salvelinus fontinalis (brook trout)
Lineage: Eukaryota; Metazoa; Chordata; Actinopteri; Salmoniformes; Salmonidae
Product: tetratricopeptide repeat protein 39C-like
Exons: 13
Coding region: 4747-6204 (485 amino acids)
Biological process (GO): cilium assembly; otolith morphogenesis
Molecular function (GO): protein binding
Source: RefSeq, a predicted model, not a curated record